Messenger RNA from Nanorana parkeri, 2234 nucleotides. Its product is annotated as protein diaphanous homolog 3-like. The transcript is spliced from 19 exons. Gene Ontology annotation, cellular component: actin filament; cytoplasm. Bases 57 to 2234 code for a protein of 725 amino acids. Lineage: Eukaryota; Metazoa; Chordata; Amphibia; Anura; Dicroglossidae. Gene Ontology annotation, biological process: actin cytoskeleton organization; actin filament polymerization. Gene Ontology annotation, molecular function: small GTPase binding; actin binding; microtubule binding. The record is from RefSeq and is a predicted model, not a curated record.
GGGUUGAAAACUUUGGACAGGAUGGCCUUGGAUUGCUGCUGGAUAUUUUAGAAAGAAUGGUGGAUGGAAAGAGCCAUGACAAAAUAGAAAAGCGAAUCCAGCACAAAGUCGUACAAUGCCUGAAGGCAUUUAUGAACAACAAGCAUGGCUUGGAAAGGAUCAUGGUUGAAGAAAGGAGCCUGUCUUUGUUAGCCAAAGCCAUGGAUCCCAAGCAACCUAACAUGAUGACUGAUGUAGUCAAGUUAUUAUCUGCCAUUUGUAUUGUUGGUGAAGAGAACAUUCUGGAAAAAGUCUUGGAUGCUAUAACUACAGCUGCAGAAGAAAGGGGGAUUACUAGAUUCAGCCCAAUUGUUGGAGGACUACAACAUAAUUUUGUUCAGCUCCAGGUGGCUUGUAUGCAGCUUAUCAAUGCACUUGUAACAUCACCUGAUGAUCUGGACUUGAGGCUUCACAUCAGAAAUGAAUUUAUGCGCUGUGGAUUGAGAGAGAUAUUGCCACAAUUAAAGCACAUCCGUAAUGAUGCCCUGGAUAUCCAGCUGAGGGUGUUUGAUGAACACAAAGAGGAAGAUAUGAUAGAGUUCUCCCAUCGCCUUGAUGAUGUCCGCUCUGAAAUGGAUGAUGCCAGUGAUGUGUUCAGUACGCUGUGGAAUUCUGUCAAGAACACAAAUUCUGAAGGAUAUUUCCUUUCAAUUCUUCAGCAUCUUCUUAUAAUCCGAAAUGAUUAUUUUGCAAGACCACAAUAUUUUAAGAUAAUCGAAGAGUGUGUGUCCCAAAUGGUUUUACAUCGAAGUGGUGUGGACCCUGAUUUCACUUACAGGAAAAGAUUGGAUAUUGACUUCAGCGACUUGCUAGAUGUUUGUAUUGAUAGAGCGAAGACUGAAGAAUUUGAAGAAACAUAUUUGGAAAUGAAAAAAAAAUAUGAAGAAGAAUUUACAAUUCGCCAAGAGACCCAGUCCCAACUGCAGAAAAAUGAAGAAAAAAUCAAUGAACUUCAAGCAGAAUUACAGGCUUUUAAAUCCCAGGGUUUUAAAUUUCCAUCUUCCAUCCUACCAGGGCUGAUUCUACUACCUUUUCCACUAUCUGGUAUUCCUCCACCACCGGCACUAUCAAGUGGAUGCUUACCUCCACCACCACCACCACCUCCGCCUCCUCCUUUACCCCCAAUGGCUGGUGCUGCACCGGGUGCCCCACCUCUACCUGCAUUUUUAGGAGGCCAGAGGUCUCCUCCAAUGAAAAAUCUUCCUUUUGGCCUAAAGCCUAAGAAAGAAUUUAAACCAGAAGUCGGGAUGAAGAGGCUUAACUGGCAAAAAAUUAAGCCUAAUGAAAUGACAGAACACUGUUUUUGGUUGAACGUAAAGGAUGAGAAAUAUGAAGAUAAGGAGUUAUUUUGCCAACUUGAGAAUGCCUUCUCAUGUCAAAGAAAAGGUAACAAAAUAGUGAAAAAAAAUGAUGAGAUUGAAGAUACUCUUGUUAUUAAAAAACGGAUAAAGGAACUGAAGGUGCUUGAGCCAAAAAUUGCCCAAAAUUUGUCCAUUUUCUUAGGUUCAUACCGCUUGCCUUAUGAAGACAUUAAAACAAUUGUAUUAGAAAUUGAUGAAACACAGCUAUCAGAAUCCUUGGUUCAGAAUUUAAUAAAACACAUGCCUGAACAAACCCAGCUGGCUACAUUGGCCAAACUUAAAGAUGACUAUUGCAGUCUGUCAGAACCAGAGCAGUUUGGCGUUGUGAUGAGCAGCGUGAAGAAGCUCAUUCCACGUCUCAGCGCAAUUCUAUUUCGCCUUCAAUUUGAAGAGCAAGUAAACAACAUCAAACCAGAUAUUAUGGCUGUCAGUGAAGCAUGUGAGGAGAUAAAGAAAAGCAGAAGCUUUGCUAAACUGCUGGAGAUAGUGUUACUCAUAGGAAACUACAUGAAUGCUGGAUCCCGCAAUGGACAAACCUAUGGAUUUAACCUCAGCUCUCUUUGCAAACUGAAAGAUACUAAAUCCGUAGAUCAGAAGACAACACUUAUUCAUUUCUUGGCUCAAGUGUGUGAGAAGAAGUUUCCAAAUGUGCUAAUGUUUGUGGAAGAUAUACAGACCGUAGACAAAGCAAGCAGAGUGUCUGCCGAGAAUCUAGAGAAGACAAUGAAGCACAUGGAGCGACAGCUUCAACAGCUUGAGAAGGAUUUGGAGACCUUUCCCCCGUCUGAUGAUGUACAUGACAAGUUUGUGACAAAGAUGUCCAUAUCCUUUUGA